AUGUCUUGUUGCCAAAAAUACUAUCAAGGCCAAACGGACUUGAAACCAUUGUCUGAUGCCACCAUGAUGGCCUUUGUAGCUCUAAUCAUGAUUUCCAAAAAGAUCAAAACAAAUCGUGCAUCCGUAGCAACAGUGUAUGUAACCACAUUAUCGUUCCUUCCUUUGGUCAAUUUAUUGACGAAGAUCGAGAUAUAUAAUAUGGUGGAAUGUGGAAUGACAACUGUGGUGGGAUUUUUGAUUUCGAUGGCAGGUGCGCAACCCAAUAUGCAUCCCAUGGUAUUGGUAGGAGUGGGAUGGGGUUUAAAAAUGUUUAAAGACAUUUUUUACUACCUCCACGAAGAAAUUGGGUUUGCCUUGCAACAAUAA
Striga asiatica is the source of this 366-nucleotide messenger RNA. NCBI's taxonomy places the organism in Eukaryota, Viridiplantae, Streptophyta, Magnoliopsida, Lamiales, Orobanchaceae. The record is from the annotation of a GenBank genome assembly.